AGUUGGUGAGCGUGUCUGUGUGUAAUGUCUGACACUUUCCAGUACACAGGCCUCUUUGGCAGCGCAGCCUUUCGGAGCAUGAGAAUCCUCGGUUUCCCUGGAGAUAGAACACAGCCCCGGGACGCCUGCCGUAACCUGAUCCGGGGAAUGAACAGCAGUUAGAGGCGGCGGGGACUAUAUUCCAGACUGAGGGGAAUACACAGCGAGGCACCAUCCCUAUAAUCACACAGCAGCAACACUGAAUCGCGGGGAGCAGCUUAUGGAACCAUUAUGGAGAACUAUGAAAAAAUACUGAAGAUAGGGAGAGGGGCAACGGCUGAAGUCUUCCUUAUGAGGAAUAGAGAGACCAAAAAAAAUUAUGCAGUGAAAAAAAUAAAGAUAGAUGAAUCCAAACAACUGAGAACCAAAGAGUCCAUUCUUCAAGAAGCAACCAUUUUAGGCAAGCUUGUGCAUCCCCAUGUAGUGGCAUGUCAUGAAUGUAUCUGUGAUGAAGAGGACGAGCACAUAUUCAUUGUGCAGGACUAUUGUGAUGGUGGGACAUUAGAUGACCGCAUCAAACAAAGAAAUGGUUCCUUGUUCCCUGAAGACACCGUCAUGGACUGGUUUAUCCAGCUGACAAUGGCUGUUCAGUAUAUCCAUUCAAUGAAGAUCCUCCACAGAGACAUCAAGACUUCUAAUGUGUUUCUCACCAAAAAGGGAAUGGUUCGGCUUGGAGAUUUUGGCAUCUCCAAAGUCAUGAGUAGUACCAUGGAUAUGGCAAGCACAUGCGUGGGAACUCCAUAUUACCUGAGUCCAGAACUCUGCCAGGAUAUUCCCUACAGUUCCAAAACAGAUAUUUGGGCGCUUGGUUGCCUUCUUUAUGAGAUGUGUGCUUUAAAGCCAGCUUUCAACGCCACAAACUUAAUAAGUCUUUUCUUCAAAAUUGUAAAAGGGGAGUAUCCACCUCUCUCUGACUGUUACUCUACAGACUUGCAUAACUUGGUCAAAACUAUUCUGGAUAAGUGCCCCGAGUCUAGACCCAGUGCAAGCUGCAUUUUGAACCUAUCCUUUGUUCAGGAACAACUGAAACUCUUUAUACAGAAACAUGAGUCCCAGCUGUAUAAACAGACUGCCAGUAAAAAAGAGAGCACAUCUCCACAAGAAAACAGAAGCAAAACAUCCGUGGGCCAUCACGAUGAGGCAAAAGAUAACUUUAGGCCAAAAUCUGCCCCACCUGGUCCUUACAAGCCUGAUGUCACCAAGUGUGAACUGUGGGACCAGGAAGAGCUAUCAAGCACAGGAGAUAGAUCUGAAUAUUCAGAAGACUUUGAUGACAAUGAGAGUAUAUCGUCUGUAGAGGAAAAUCUAGAAGGGGAAACUUCUACCCCUUGUGAGAAUGAGGAUAUUCCAGAAGAAAUAGAUCCUGUUAAUGAUGAAGGUGAGCCAGAAUACCCAGAUGACUUUGAGGAGCUUGAGGGAAAUACGCUGGAGUUGGUGGUCAGUCAUGCUCGGUCAGCAAUGGAAGUUGAGGCAGACAAUGAGACUUUUCAGGAUGAUAAUGGAGAGAAAGACAUGCAUUCUCUAUCAACAACACUGAAGACUAUACGCCAGCAGUGUAUUGGAGAUGUUGGACAGUCAUUAUAUGAUGAAAUCUCCCACCAUUUUCUGAAAGGUUUAACCCCCGUAGACCUCGAGCCACAAUUUGAACACAGAAUGGGACCAGACAGACUUGAGACCUGCUACCUUCUGUUCAAUAUGGACCAGGAGCCAUCUUGAAUUUUUUUCUGAUGCUUAACAUUGUCAUUAUGUAUAACCUUAGGAAAUAUUCUGCCAUGAACACAACAUAGCUUAACCUUGGCAGCGGCAACUCUGAACAAACUGAUAUUUAAAGGAGAACAAAACCCUAAAAAUAUUUUAUAUACUGACCAGCCUAAAGUUUCAUAUUCUCAAUAGCAGCAAUGAUCCAGGACUUCAAACUUGUCACAGGUGGUCACUAUCUUGGAAAAUGUAUGCAAUAUCAGUGGGCUCUUAGCUGCUGUUGAGAAGCUACGCUUAGGGGUCGUCACAAAUUAUCAAGCAGAAAAUAAGGUUUGUCUAUAAUAUAAACUGAUGCUACAGGGCUGAUUAUUAAAUUCUGAUGCUAGUUGCACUGGUUUCUGUGCUGCCAUGUAGCAAUUACCUGUAUUAAUUACUAAUCAGCCUUAUAUUGUGACAUGCAUAUUCUAAGUGAACUGUAUAUUUUGAGUCGCUGCCUAAACUCAGGUAACUGACAGCAGCACAGAGCAUGUGCAGUGAAUCAGCAGAAAAUAAGACGGGUAGCUACUGUUGCAUCUACAGAGAUGCAGAUCUUCCCUGCAAAAGGACUGUGGUUGCCUUGGGCUGGUACAGAAGCCCAAAACGUAAUGUACAACAUUUCUAGCCUACUUCUUUAGUUAGGCUUUAGUUCUCCUUUAAAAUUCAUCACUCCUUCCAUAUAGCAGAAUUAUCUUUGCUGCUAAAGCUAUGUUGCUGCCAAUACCUACACCUACAGUACAAUACAGUUUGACAUGGUAUUUUCCAUUUCUGUUAAGAAUAUAGUUUAAAUAAAGUUGUUUUUUUACAUCAUAA
Xenopus laevis (African clawed frog) is the source of this 2586-nucleotide messenger RNA. Its product is annotated as serine/threonine-protein kinase Nek6. The record is from RefSeq and is a predicted model, not a curated record. The transcript is spliced from 4 exons. Lineage: Eukaryota; Metazoa; Chordata; Amphibia; Anura; Pipidae. Bases 271 to 1755 code for a protein of 494 amino acids.